Molecule: messenger RNA, 849 nt
Organism: Portunus trituberculatus (swimming crab)
Lineage: Eukaryota; Metazoa; Arthropoda; Malacostraca; Decapoda; Portunidae
Exons: 2
Coding region: 1-849 (282 amino acids)
Biological process (GO): DNA integration
Molecular function (GO): nucleic acid binding
Source: RefSeq, a predicted model, not a curated record
AUGACUGACCACAGGCCUCUGGUUCCAAUACUGAACCACUACACCCUAGAUGCCAUAGAGAACCCCUGCCUCCAGCGUCUCAAGGAGAAGCUCUCACCUUACAUGUUCACAGCUGUGUGGCGGGCUGGUAAACACCUCUGCAUCCCUGACGCACUGUCCAGAGCCCCAGUUGACCACCCCACACCUGAGGAUGAAAACAUCUGUGCUGACAUCACGGCCCACCUUCAAGCUCUCAUUAGCAUCAACACCGUCAGCGCUGUCACAGCAGCAGACCCUUUACGCCAGGACGCUGAUCGGACCCUACAAGAGCUUCGGAGCACUGCAAUUAAGGACCCCACGUACUCUCAGCUCCUACACCUCUCUGCUGACGGAGAGCUCGUCCUGUAUGGGCAGCGAGUUGUGGUUCCUGCCGCCCUCUGCCGCCACACCCUGGCUCGUCUCCAUGAUAACCAUAGAGGUGUGGAGUCCACUAAGCGACGGGCACAGCAGACUGUCUUUUGGCCGGGCAUCGAUUCUGACAUCCGCAACACUGUACAAGCCUGCAAGUCAUGCCAAAUCCUCCUGCCCAGCCAGCAACAAGAACCUCUGAUGUCGGAUGACCACCCAAACAGGCCCUUUGAAUCAGUCUUUGCAGACUUCUUCUCGGUGGCAGGGAAGUCCUUCCUAGUAAUUGCGGACCGACUCUCAGGGUGGCCUGUCGUCAUUCCUUGUGGUCAUGACACAACCACUCUCCACACUAUCCGGAUGUUCUGCCGGUUCUUCAGGGAAGUUGGUGUUCCCCUCUGCCUCUGCACAGACGGCGGACCCCAGUUCACUAGCUCGGACUUCCGGAAGUUCAUGGAGCGUUGA